Prorocentrum cordatum is the source of this 3765-nucleotide messenger RNA. NCBI's taxonomy places the organism in Eukaryota, Dinophyceae, Prorocentrales, Prorocentraceae. The record is from the annotation of a GenBank genome assembly.
AUGGCGAGGCCCCCGCGCAGUGGCGGCAGCAGCAGGCGCAGCAAGUCCUACUGGAUGUGCAGCUGCGGCGAGUGGAACAGGGACUGGCGCACCUCUUGCCUGGGCUGCGGGCAUGCGGCCCCGCCAUGGGCGACGGGGACGCCCCCGCCCAAGGCGAGGCCCAAGGCAGACAAGGACGGCGGGGUGGAUCAGCCACGAGGGCGCCGUGCCCAGAGGCAGGCCCGCGGAGCGGCCUCGCGGGCAGCAUCCACCAAGUCGCAGACCUCGGCCUCGGCAGCAAGUGGGACGCCCAGCGGUGGAGGCGCCACGGCGAUCGAGAUGCCCCAGGCGGCCGUCGAGCAGCUCGAGGCGCUGCAGGCCGAGCCCCCAGACGGAGUGGACGGCUGCUUCACCGACGUCGUGGCCAGCCAGCUGGAGGCGAAGCGUGCUGAGCUGGUCAAGGCCCAAAAGGCAGCAGCUGAGCAGAAGGCCUCGUCCUUGCCACGGGCGACGCGGCUCCACAGGGAGGCGAACGCCAUCAGCAAGGGCGAGAAGCGGCUCCGGGCAGCCCGCCUGGAGCUCGAGCAGAAGCAGGAGGCGCGCGACCUCGUCGAGGCCCAGCUCCACCAGGCACAGGAGAAGCUCGCGGAGCUCGACGAGGAGGUGGAGGAGGCGAGCCUGGCGCUCCAGGCGCUCGAAGAAGCAGCCCGUGAGGAAGCCGAGGCGCUGCGCCGCCAGCGCGCAGCCGAGUGGACAGGAGCCAGCCAGGUACCAGGGCUCCUCAUGCAGCUGGAGAAGUUGCCAGAGGCGUGGAGCACCAGCAACUUCGAGGUGGCCCGGGCUGCCAUUCGCGCCCAGAUGGAGGCAGUGCGGGCGCAGCUCGAGGGGGCACCAGUGGCCUCCAAGCGCACGCCGUGGGCUGAGUCUUGCCCCAUGGAGGAGAUCAGCAGCAACGAUGGCGGUCUUGCGGACUGCGGCGGCUUCUGGCUGCCCCAGCCAGCAGCGGAACGAGGCCAAGCCGAGCGGUGCGGCAAGGCGCUGGGCGAGUGGCCAACGGUGGUCCAGGCGUGCAAGCGGGAGCUGGCGGCAGAGGCGGCGGACCUGGCUCCCCUGGCUGCUCAUCUUGCGGGCAAGGUCGUCGAGAGCGACUGGGCGGGGCUCCGCGGCAUGGGCGCCCUCGUCCCGCCCUGGGACCAGGAACGCGCUGCAGGCGUGAGCCAUACCUCGGCCGUCCGCGAUGUGGCGCGGGCCCAGUGGAUCGGCGACCGGCACCUCGAGUCGGAGAGGUGCAUGGUCAUGGACCUCGGCGGCACGUCCAAUCCUAUGCUCCUCGAGCCGCGGCCGAGGCCAGGAGUCGAGGAGAACGUGACGGAGCGGCGAGCACGAGAAGGAGGCGACGGCGAAUUCGACAGCGAGCAGUACGUCAAUGGCUGGGCCGCGAGCAGCGGAGGGCUCCUUCCCGCUGACGGGAACAACCUUGUGACUUCAGCGGCGGCAUCGGAGGCCCUGCAGGCUGGGGAGGUCCACGGCGGCGGCGCUCCAGCUGCGCGGGCCCGCCUGGAGGACAGCCGCUCGACGGGGAGCAGCGCGGCAGCCCUCUCGGCCACCGAUGUCGCGUUCAGCGUCCUGGGGCACGUGCUCAGCUACGCCUGCGUGGGCGAAGGAGAGGAUGCCCAGGAGAUCGUGGCGUGCACCAAGCGUGGCGCCUACAAGUUGCUGGGCGGCCACGCAGGAGGCAGGUCUCGCUUGAAGACGCAGCGCCCAGGGCCCAGCAACCUGACCAACAAGUCGAGGAACCAGCGCAGCCUGUGGGAGCGAGGGCCCCACCCUGGUGGCAGGCCUCGGGAGGACAAGCAGAGGGCGAGAGCAGAGGGCAUCUCUGCCUUGCGCUCGCAAGGACCAGUGCCAGGGCACGCCCAGGAACGGUGCCUGGAGUGGCUCGGCAUGGAGGCGGAGCCGACUGGCGGAGCCUCCACCGCGGCCAGCAGCUCGGGCAGCGGCCCAGCGGCUCCAGCGGCAGGGCGGCAUGUAGUUGAGUCGGCGGCGGCCAGCCUGCCCCAGCAGCGGCCGGGCCCGAGCACUGGCCCCCUCGGCGCCGGAGGCGCCGCCGCGGGGAAGCUCGCAGCCGCGGGGCCAGCGCCUAGCGACGGCCUGGCGCAGCUGGAGUGCGGAUCGCGCGGCGACGCCGCGGAGGCGGAGGCCCUCCGCCGCGAAGCCAUCGCGCGGCCCGCCUUGGUUGCGCGCGUCCGCGGACGCCGCGAAACCAGGGCGCAGCGGCAGCGGCGGAACGUCGCGCGGCAUGCCGAGCGCUGCCCGUCGGCAGACGCCCCGCCGCAGGAAUGGCGCAGGGCUCAACGCGGGCCGCGCCUCCCAGGAGGGCCCCUUCCUGGCGAUGGGCGCGGCGGCGCGGCGCAGAGUGCCAUCGCGUGUGAGGUGGAGACCUGCGUCUGCGAAGCGCAGCCGCCGAUCGAGUGCGCAUUGGAUGCUCGCGUGGCCGAGGCGCCAGCGCGGCUGCCCAGCGCCCGAGCGGCGGCCGCGAGGACCCCGCUGCGGUCUGGCGCCCAGCCGUACCUCCCCGAGUGGGCGCGCUGGGCCGCGCUGCUGGAGGAGCUCGGCGCGGCGCAGCUGGCCGAGCAGGGCUGCGGCGAGGGCGGCGCCGAGAGCACCGAGGCGGAGGAGAUCGUCGCGGAGUUCGGCUGCGAGGCCGAGGAGGAUCGCGCGGCUGCGGCGCGUCGCUCGGCGCGGCGGCCGUGGCGGAGCGGGGGCAGCCUAGAGGGGGACUCGGAGUUCGAGGGGGAUUCUGAGUUCGAGGAUCUCGGGCCCGAGCACGGGCAGUUCCUGCGCGACGAGCUCUCGGACGGCAGCGAGCUGGCCGCGGAGUACGAGCUGGCGCGCGCUGCCUGGCUGGAGCGCUCGGGCUCCAGGCGCGGUGGUGGGAGCGGGCCCGAGGAGGAGCACGGCGCGCUAGCGCUCGCGGCCGACGGCUCCGAGGUAGGCCCCGAGGAGCUGCACGUGUCCGAGGGGAGCAACGUGGUGCCCGUGCCGCGCGGGCUGCACGGCGACAGGCGUGCCAGCGAGCCGAGCGGGGCCGAUCCUGUCGGGCCGGGGCAGGAGUGUGAGAGGAGCAAGCGGGUAUCCUUCGCUCCGUGGCCCGACGUCGUCGACUUGGAGGUGGGGGCCCUGGGAGGCACGCUCGGUGUGUUUGGGAUCCUUCUGCAUGGCCCUGCCCCUCCGUGGUUGGACCCCGCGUGGACGUGCCACGCGAAGGCCGUCGACCUGAUGCGCCUCUGCGAGUGCGAGAGGUUCGGCAUCUCCGUGAGGCCUCGUCGGCGACCCGCCUGGGGCGCGCGGUUCGCCGAAGGGCCCUGGUUGGUGCAGGCCCAUCUGCCAGGCAUGUCCGUGGGGAGGGCCCUCGAGCUCGAGCUGCUCAUUCGGGCGUGCAAACCGAGCGGCGUCGCGACGCUUGACGGAGGCUCGAUGCACCGCGCGAAGGCGACGCCGCGGCCGCCGUCCGUGGCCGCCGUGGAGGCGCCCGUGGGAGGCGCGGCCAUCGAGCGCGCCGUCGGCGCGGAGCCGCCCCUGGUCGCGGACAGCGUCGACUGCGCCGCGGGCGACGGCCACUCGAGCUCGGAGGGCGCGUUCGUUUCGUUCCUGGACGGCUUCUCGGCGGCGGCGGUGGCGCGUGCGGCCAAGGGGCCGAAGUCGGGAGUUGUGUCGCUCCUGGACUUGGCCGAGGACCGCGCCCUCGGCGUCCGCUUCGGAAGCGCAGGUUGUCCAGAUGCCGAG